Messenger RNA from Equus quagga, 930 nucleotides. Its product is annotated as olfactory receptor 8B3-like. The transcript has a single exon. Gene Ontology annotation, cellular component: membrane. Bases 1 to 930 code for a protein of 309 amino acids. The record is from RefSeq and is a predicted model, not a curated record. Gene Ontology annotation, molecular function: odorant binding; olfactory receptor activity; G protein-coupled receptor activity. Gene Ontology annotation, biological process: G protein-coupled receptor signaling pathway; sensory perception of smell. Lineage: Eukaryota; Metazoa; Chordata; Mammalia; Perissodactyla; Equidae.
AUGGCUGCUGGAAAUGGCUCCUUUGUGACAGAAUUCAUUCUGUUUGGAUUAACUGAUCAGCCAGAUCUCCAACUCCCCCUGUUCGUCUUGUUUCUAGUAAUGUAUAUAGUCUCUGUGUUGGGAAAUUUGGGCUUGAUAAUCCUAAUUGGGCUGAAUUCGCACCUGCACACCCCCAUGUAUUUUUUCCUCUUUAACUUAUCGUUUAUAGACCUUUGUUAUUCUUCUGUGUUUACUCCCAAAAUGCUGAUUAACUUUAUUUCAAAGAAUACUAUCUCCUAUGUGGGGUGCAUGACCCAGCUCUACUUUUUCUGUUUCUUUGCUAUUUCUGAAUGCUAUGUGCUGACAUCAAUGGCCUAUGAUCGCUAUGUGGCCAUCUGUAAACCACUUUUGUAUAACGUUGUCAUGUCCCCUAAAGUGUGUUCCAGCCUCAUGCUUGGUUCAUAUUUGAUGGCAUUUUCUGGUGCCAUGGCCCACACAGGAUGCAUGCUGAGACUGACCUUCUGUGAUGCAAACAUCAUCAACCACUAUCUGUGUGACGUCCUUCCUGUGUUCCAGCUCUCCUGCACAAGCACCUACAUCAAUGAGCUGGUAGUAUUCAUUGUGGUAGGCAUCAACAUCAUUGUGCCCACUGUCACCAUCUUUGUCUCUUAUGCUUUGAUCCUUUCCAGCAUCCUCCACAUCAGCACCACAGAGGGCAGGUCCAAAGCCUUCAGAACCUGCAGUUCGCACAUAAUUGCUGUUUCUCUGUUCUUUGGAUCGCUUGCAUUUAUGUACCUCAAACCACCUUCUGUUAUGUCUAUGGAUAAGGGGAAAGUCUCUUCUGUUUUUUAUACCAAUGUGGUUCCCACAAUGAACCCUUUCAUCUACAGCUUGAGGAACAAAGACGUUAAGCUUGCUCUGAGGAAAACACUGAAUAGCAGAAAAUUUUGA